UUAUAAAUAAGAAUACUGAUUAUUUACUGAAUUAUUUUAAUUGUUUUAGAGUAAUAAUUGUACUACUACUAGUAAUACUACAAUUUCUAAUGCUGUCAAUGAUUGCAGUGUUGAUGAUACUUUCUUAAAUACUGUUGAUGUGAGUAAUCAAAUAUUAAGUAAUAAUUCAAAUUCUGAUGAAGUUGUCAAUUGCAAAGAUGUUAAUAAUACAUUAAAUAUACUAGAAAAGGAGAAUGUUAUGAAAGUUUGUGCUUUGGUUAAUGCUGAUGUUGAUGAUGACAAAGAUAUUGUUAUGGUUGAAGAUGUUGACAACAAUAAUUUGUUAGAUAAUAAUUUUACUUUAAAUUAUUUUCAAAAACCUAUGCUGUCUAGUAUCAAUGAUUUUUUUAAGUAUCAUCCAAAACAACCUCAUGUUGAAAAACUGUUUAAAUCAUCUAAAGCUUAUUUUAGAAGCAAUAGUAUUAAACGCCAGUGGCUAAGUUUUGAUAAUCAAUCAAAAAGCUUGUUUUGUAGUGUAUGCUUAGCUUUUUCUUCAGAACCUAAUCUAUUCACUAAAGGCUUAUCUGUUUGGACACAUGUAUACCAACGUAUAGAAGAACAUGAAGCUAGUAAAACACAUAUGUCUUGUUCUGAAUCAUAUCUUUUACAUACAAGUUACAAAACUAUUAAUAUAUUACUAUUUUCUGAUUUUAAAAAGAAAAAAAAAGAAGAAAUUAAAAAAAACAUACAAAUACUUCAGCGUGUCAUAGAUAUAGUAAAAUUAAUUGGUAAGAGAGGACUUAGUUACCGAGCUCAUAGGAACGAAUCCGCUUUGUCUUUAAAUAAUCCUAUUUUAGAUCAUGGCAAUUUUUUGGAUAUAUUGCUUCUUUUAAAAAAGUAUGACAUUGUUCUAAAUGAACAUGUUGAUUCGUUAACUAAUAAGGCUCAGCGUAAAGCAAAUAGUGGAAACUCUAAAGGAAAAGUUUCGAAGGUUACUUUCUUUUCAAAAACCACAGUCAAUAUGGUGAUCGAUUCCAUAAGUACCCUAAUUAAGAAAAACAUAUCUUCACAGAUUUUAGAGGCACUUAUGUUUUCAGUACAGAUGGAUACUACUCAAGAUGUAUCAGUACAGGACCAAUGUUCACUCAUUGUACGGUAUGUGAACUCCAGUGGUGUACAUGAAAAACUUUUAUCAGUUGUAACUAUGACAGAAACCAAAGGAAAAAGUUUCCAUGAAAUGUUAGAAAAUAAAUUGUUAAUCUUAAUAGACUCUACUAAGUCUGCAUUGCCUGCAGUAAAACUAUUUUCUUUACUUAAUGAAGUCGCUGUGUUUUUCAAAGAAUCUUAUAAAAGAAUGAAUGUUUGGAAAAAUACUGUUGGAGAAAAUAUUAAAAAAAAAUUGGUUUCUAUCGGAUUGACGCGGUGGUGGUCAAAAGAAAAAUCUUUACAAACUAUUUUUGGUGAAGAUAACCUUUAUGUGCAACUUAUAAUAUCAUUAGAUACAAUUCAAUCAUCCCCUGACUUUAAUCCUGAAAUUAAAGCAAAAGCUAGAAAUCUAAAAGAAGCAUUUAUGAAUAUCUACAAACCUCAGGAAUUGACUUGA
Myzus persicae (green peach aphid) is the source of this 1582-nucleotide messenger RNA. RefSeq lists its product as uncharacterized. The transcript is spliced from 5 exons. NCBI's taxonomy places the organism in Eukaryota, Metazoa, Arthropoda, Insecta, Hemiptera, Aphididae. The record is from RefSeq and is a predicted model, not a curated record. Bases 239 to 1582 code for a protein of 447 amino acids.